UGAGAAAUUGUCGGCAAGACACAAUCUGUCUGACUCUUUUAGCAGUAUCUACUUGCUAUUAAGUCUUUGGUGUAACAGAGACACACAGUAUAGCGGGAAGUUAAAAAGAAAAUGCAAGAAGAAGCGAUGUUAAACUUACGUUGGGAUUUCUUCUCAUCGCACUUGGCGUCAACGUUGGACUUCUGCUACGAGAAGCAGCACUUCGUGGACCUGUCGCUGGUAUGUAAGAACAACGUGACCUUCAAGUGUCAUAAAAUGAUCUUGUCAGCAACAAGCGGGUUCUUUCGCCGAUUGUUGACGAACAACGAGCACCCGCACCCUUUGAUAAUCUUACAUGACAUCGACCCGGAGGACCUUAAGGCGGUUCUGAACUUCAUGUACUACGGGGAGAUCGAAGUCCCGGAGAGCAACGUGAAAAAUUUGGUUAAGGUCGCCCGGGUGCUGGACAUUGCCGGGCUUAAAGACUUGCAACCCAGUGGCCAGUUCAGUGACAGAAGCGCCACCAGUGGCCAGUUCAGCGACAGCAGCGCCACGAGGUUAGGAAAUAGUCUUCCUGAAAUAGAAGAAGAAAUAGAGGUUAAAAAAGAGCCGGUGAGCUUGGAAGAAAAUGGAAAGCCAAAAAUUCCGCUGAUUAAACUCCAGAAGCCCCAGGUCCAAAAAAACUGUUAUAAUUUGAGACAAAGGACCGGAAGUCUUGUUCGCGAUAGUGAUUUUGUGGUGGAUAGUUAUAAAAAGAACAAAAGAAAAAAAAUUGUUCCUGAAGAAAAGGUCAUCAGCAAGCCUAAUCAGCUGGGGUUUAAAAAUGGGGUCAAGAAGGUUGAUGAUUGUAAUUAUUUUAAAAAACUCAAGAUGCUUGAUGAGGUGGAGAUUAUUUUUCAGCCUCAGGAAGUUCAAGGUUAUGAUACAGGAAAUUCAGUGUUUAUCAAAGAUGAAGUAGAUAUUGAUGAAAGUCAGAAGAGAGAUAAGAUUUCUCUGGGACCUGGGGUAGAGAUUUUUAAAACGUUUCCUUGGAAACCAGGGACUAGUAGAGACUUCUGAGACUUCUGUUAGGAUUUUGUUUUGUUUUUUGUAUGUAGGUGUUGGUGUUGGUGUUGUGUGUUUGGUUAUGUUGUUGAUUUGGGUUGCUAGGUAAAGAUUGAUUUAAUAUCAGUCCAGAAUUAUUUAAUAACAUUUUUUUGGUAGAUUGUGUAGAGGAUUUUUAGAUAGAGAACGAAGUUUAAUUAAGAAAUGGAGUUUGCGGUGGAAGAGAAGAGAAAAGCUGUUGAAAGCUUGCCGGCUGAUAGAAAUGUUACUGAAGAAGAGUUUUGUAAUUUUAUGCAACGGGUUACUGAAGUUGAAAAUAUUGUUAAAAAAUUAAAUUCCGCUGAUAUAAAAGAACAAGAAGAAGCGAAAGUUUUAGCGGAUUUAAUACUGGAAGGAAAAAAAAAUUUUGAGUGCGAUCCUGAUGGCGUUAAAGUCAAAACAAAUCGGACGGUGAUAAAUACUACGGAAGUUAAGACUGAGAAGAAAGAAGCUUUCAUGGCUUCAAUGGAAGCAGACGCCAAGAAGCGAUCCGAGGACCGCAAAGUUAGGAACGAGCGUGCUGACACCUUCAAGAGAAUCGGAAACGGAGCUUUCGGAGUGGGAGAUUUCGCAAAAGCUGUAACUUACUACGGAAAAGCGCUGGAACAGCGCAAAGACAGCGCUGUUAUCUGGAACAACCGCGCGCUUUCGUACAUGCGGCUUGGGUUGUACGAAAAAGCCCUCCAGGACUGCGAGUGGGCGCUCAAGGUCAACGAUUCGAACAUAAAAGCUCUGCUGAACAGCGCCAAGUGCUACGCUUAUCUAGGAAAUGAAGAAAAACGUGAUGAGUUUAUUAGACUGGCCAAGGAACGGGUUCCCAAAUUUUCUAAAUACAUUCAAGAUUUCGAAGAAACUCUCAAGGCAAAUCCUAAUGAUAGUGAAGAAAUAAGUAUUUAAUUAAUUUAAUUAAAAGUUACCAAUUAUUUAUUUUUUAAUUUUCUUUUUGUCACGACUUCAACUCUUGGGCGUAUUUUUCUUUUAUUUCUGAGAGUGAUCUUGGCUCGUGUAAAAUUACUGUGCAUUCAAUGCCCUGUAAUAAUAAAAUUUUUUAUUGAGUAUUGUUAA
Messenger RNA from Cotesia glomerata, 2127 nucleotides. Its product is annotated as tetratricopeptide repeat protein 12-like. Gene Ontology annotation, biological process: regulation of transcription by RNA polymerase II. The record is from RefSeq and is a predicted model, not a curated record. The transcript has 6 exons. Lineage: Eukaryota; Metazoa; Arthropoda; Insecta; Hymenoptera; Braconidae. Gene Ontology annotation, cellular component: nucleus. Gene Ontology annotation, molecular function: protein binding. The coding region runs from base 1228 to 1959 and encodes 243 amino acids.